GUCGCCAUGUGACGCAGACACACCUCUUGCUGUGAUUGGCUGCUCUCUGCAAACGUCCACUCCAUUCGGAGGUUUGAAGGUGAAAUUUGUUCUUGUGUGAAUGCAGUUUAUCAUCGCAGUUAUGGCAUCCAGUGCCCUGUACAGCACACGCACUCAUCUGUGCAGACAUCUGCAGGCACAUAAAUACCUCAGCAGGACCUACACCACACGACCAGCUCUAAAUGAAGUUGUCAUCGUCAGUGCUGUCAGGACCCCAAUGGGGUCUUUCAAAGGAAGCCUUUCCACAGUGCCUGCCACCAGACUCGGUUCCAUUGCUAUUAAAGGAGCCAUUGAGAAAGCAGGAAUCCCUUUGGAGGAGGUGAAGGAAGUGUACAUGGGUAAUGUGUUGCAAGCAGGAGAAGGACAAGCACCGACCAGACAAGCUGUUCUGGGUGCAGGUCUCCCUCUGUCCACUGAGGCCACUACCAUCAAUAAAGUGUGUGCCUCUGGGAUGAAGUCCAUCAUGCUGGCCGCUCAAAGUCUCAUGUGUGGCCAUCAGGAUGUGAUGGUUGCUGGUGGGAUGGAAAGCAUGUCUCGGGUUCCGUAUGUCAUGGCCAGAGAAGCGCCCCCUUAUGGUGGAGUGAAGAUGGAGGAUCUGAUUGUUAAGGACGGAUUGACGGACGUCUACAACAAAUUCCACAUGGGAAACUGUGCUGAAAACACAGCCAAGAACAGCAGCUUCUCCAGGGAGGAGCAGGACGCGUUUGCCAUCAGCUCCUACAGCCGCAGCAAAGCAGCGUGGGAGUCCGGGAUCAUGGCCAAGGAAGUGGUUCCUGUGAGCAUCCCUCAGAGAGGAAAACCAGACAUUGUUGUGAAGGAAGAUGAAGAAUAUAAGAAGGUUGACUUCAGCAAAGUCCCCAAACUGAAAGCUGUGUUCCAGAAAGAGAACGGCACAGUGACGGCCGCUAACGCUAGUACGCUGAACGAUGGCGCGGCUGCUCUCGUGCUCAUGACAGCGGACGCAGCGAAGAGGCUCGGCGUCACACCGCUGGCAAAGAUUGUUGCUUUUGCUGAUGCUGCCAUCGCCCCCAUCGACUUCCCCAUCGCUCCAGCCUUUGCCGUCCCGAAGGUCCUGAAGGCGGCCGGUUUGAAGAAAGAAGACGUUGCCAUGUGGGAGAUCAAUGAAGCCUUCAGUGUUGUGGUGCUGGCCAACAUCAAGAUGUUAGACAUCGACCCCAGCAAAGUCAAUAUCAACGGAGGAGCCGUUUCCCUCGGACAUCCAAUCGGGAUGUCAGGGGCGAGAAUCGUAGGUCACAUGGUGCACAAUCUGAAAUCAGGACAGUACGGACUGGCUGGAAUCUGCAAUGGAGGCGGCGGCGCUUCCUCCAUCCUCAUCCAGAAAUAUUAGGACUUGAGAUUCAGAAAAGGUCUUUCUUUUUUUUUUUUUUUUUAAAAUAGGGGGAAAACUUAUCAAUGCUCAUAAAAUACAAACUUCCCAAAUGGUAAUAUUUAUUCUGUGCAGUCAAUGUUGUAAUGAAAGUGUUUAUAAUUAAACAGCAAUAAAACAGACUAUUGAUUGACUGUUGAUGAGUGAUGCUUAUACUCAUAAUGCAGUUCCCCUGAAUGAACACCAGAGGGAGAACGUGCACAAAACUUCACAGACUGUGAUGAUGCAUUUCGGCAAUAAUUAACAUUGUAUAUAUAGAAGUUUACAGAUGAUGACUUCUGUUUCUGAGCACCCUGGAAAUGUCCUUUGAGGCAACCUGACUAGCAGUGACCUGAAACUAAUUUAUGCCACAAGUAAGUUGUUAAUUGAACACACAAUUAUUACUUUGUGAUUGUUGAACGCUGCAGAUACUAUAGGCAUGAGUGGUAAUAUGGACAAUGCAUAAAUGAUGGUUUUUCAAUUUUCACUUUCCACAAUAUUUUGGAAAUUUACCCCUGACUACAUCCAUCCAAAAAAACAAACAAACAUCCAUGUUAAAAAUAAUAAUAAUAAUGAUGAUGAUGAUAAUGCAACUAAUAGCAGAACUCACAUUUUAUUUGUAUUAUAUUACAAUUGUUUAGCAUCUUUCAAUCCCAUUUUUAAUGAUAUUUUGCUUAUAGACUUUAUUAAGUGCAAUUGUUUUAUGUCAUAACGCAAUGAAAUGUCAAUAUAUGUGGACAUAAUUUUUGGACAGGCUGUCGUUCAAAGAAAUUAUGAACAUGCAAAAGCGAGAGAAUAAACUAAAUAUCAUUGACUGAU
Molecule: messenger RNA, 2224 nt
Organism: Pimephales promelas (fathead minnow)
Lineage: Eukaryota; Metazoa; Chordata; Actinopteri; Cypriniformes; Leuciscidae
Gene: acat1
Product: acetyl-CoA acetyltransferase 1
Biological process (GO): fatty acid beta-oxidation
Cellular component (GO): mitochondrion
Molecular function (GO): acetyl-CoA C-acetyltransferase activity
Source: RefSeq, a predicted model, not a curated record